This is a messenger RNA of Suillus fuscotomentosus, 588 nucleotides long. RefSeq lists its product as uncharacterized. The coding region runs from base 184 to 528 and encodes 114 amino acids. NCBI's taxonomy places the organism in Eukaryota, Fungi, Basidiomycota, Agaricomycetes, Boletales, Suillaceae. The transcript has 2 exons. The record is from RefSeq and is a predicted model, not a curated record.
CAAUCACUCAUGAACGCGUCGCGUCCUCUCCAUCACAGUGAUGCAACAAGAACGUACCUGAACCAACGAAAAUCUAGUCUUCAACAUCAUGCUAAAUACUACAUCCGCACCCCCACAGAAGAGAUCCCGGCGUGUUUCAGCGAAGCUAGUAUCUACUCAGGAAUUGCAGGUUGAGCAAGCCAGAUGCGGACUGGUAGCAGAACAGAGGUACAGAGAACUGAAGAACUCAAAUCCGAAGAAGCAAGCGGGCCAUCCGAAGGACACCUUCAAGCUGUUUUGCUCGCUAUAGAUUCACAUUUUCCUACUCUUCACUCCUUUAUUCAGGCUUUCCUCUUGACAACAGACCAGCAGCAGUCUGCUCGUGUAUCAAGAAUACUCGGAGCACACGGAGGCGAAAUUCUCGCGCUUAUGCACCAACAUCGUCCCGAUGUGAUGCAUAUGUGGGCUGUCAACUGCUGCAACUCUCGGACCUCAGAGAAAGCAAUCUGCGAACUCGAAGACAAGGGGGCACUCUCAAAUUCUGUGUAGCAGGCCAAUAUAUCGGUUUGGUUGGUUAUUGAGAUGACAGAGAAGAUGCGACGCGUUCAU